Molecule: messenger RNA, 693 nt
Organism: Lingula anatina
Lineage: Eukaryota; Metazoa; Brachiopoda; Lingulata; Lingulida; Lingulidae
Product: mRNA-decapping enzyme 1B
Biological process (GO): deadenylation-dependent decapping of nuclear-transcribed mRNA; positive regulation of catalytic activity; deadenylation-independent decapping of nuclear-transcribed mRNA
Cellular component (GO): P-body
Molecular function (GO): mRNA binding; enzyme activator activity
Source: RefSeq, a predicted model, not a curated record
GAGGUCCCCUGCAGUGCCUAGUCAGCCUACACCCCCUAGUACACAGAGCCUCCAUCAGCCGGCUGGGGGUGUCAGUGGAAGUCUAUCUAGUCAGUAUCAUUCCGCCCCAAACUUGCCAGGUAUUGGUGUAUAUGGUCAGGUGGCCCCCGCGUCCACCCUAGUCACUCCACAGGCCUUGAGCCAACUGUCCUCUGCUGUCUCUAUUACUCAGACUAGGCCAGCCACAGUGUUGAUAUCUCCCAUGGCAUUUGAGCAACCAGUCAAGAAGUCCAGCCCGCCUGUGUCAGCAGGUCCAGUGGCUGCGGCCUCACAGAUGUUCUCUUAUACAGGCGGAGGUCCAGUGUGCACCUCUUCUCCAGACCAGAGCCCCCCAGUGGCGCCCCCUGGUCCUGCUCACAUUAACCCUCUGACCAGAGAACAGAUGCAGCAGGCCUUGUUAUAUCUGAUUAAGAAUGACCCUAGUUUCAUGUCAGUUCUCCAUGAGGCAUAUGUGAAAAGUUUGACAGAAAGUUUCAGCAAGAGAUGAGACCAGUGCUGCCACCUGCAGAGUCCAGUAGCCAUCUUUGUUUAUUUGAUGCACAGAAAAGGCAAAGAUGAUGUUGGGUCAUUUUAUUUAAUGGUAUUAUGAUAUAUAUUACAAAUAGAUUGGACUGAAUUUGUACCUUUGUCAUUGCAUAUGUUGUAAGAUUUUUU